Molecule: messenger RNA, 1902 nt
Organism: Ceratotherium simum simum (southern white rhinoceros)
Lineage: Eukaryota; Metazoa; Chordata; Mammalia; Perissodactyla; Rhinocerotidae
Source: RefSeq, a predicted model, not a curated record
AAACUUGAGACAUCAACCUAUGAAGACUGUGAAGACAAUCCUGAAUAGUAAUUGUGAAUGGUGUUGCUGCUAGACUUGUUCUGCAGAGCAUCUGAAAUGAACCUCUCUUAUUGAUUCUUUUUAUUGGCCCAGAGCUAGGAGUACUGCAUUCAGUUGACUUCAGGGUAAAAAGAAAACAAUCUUGGUUGUCAUCAUAAACAUAUGAACCAGUGUGAUGGUGAAAUGAGAUGAGGCUCCGAAAUGGAACUGUAGCCACUGUUUUAGCAUUUAUCACUUCGUUCCUUACUUUAUCUUGGUAUACUACAUGGCAAAAUGGGAAAGAAAAACUGAUUGCUUAUCAACGAGAAUUUCUUGCUUUGAAAGAACGUCUUCGAAUAGCUGAACAUAGAAUCUCACAGCGCUCUUCUGAAUUAAAUGCCAUUGUACAGCAGUUCAGGCGUGUAGGAGCAGAAACAAAUGGAAGUAAGGAUGCAGUGAGUAAAUUUUCAGAUAAUACCCUAAAGCUAUUAAAGGAGUUAACGAGCAAAAAAUCUCUUCAAGUGCCAAGUAUUUAUCAUCAUUUGCCUCAUUUGUUGCAAAAUGAAGGAAGCCUUCAACCUGCUGUGCAGAUUGGUAAUGGAAGAAAAGGAGUUUCAAUAGUAAUGGGAAUUCCCACAGUGAAGAGAGAAGUUAAAUCUUACCUCAUAGAAACUCUUCAUUCCCUUAUUGAUAAUCUGUAUCCUGAAGAGAAGUUGGACUGUGUUAUAGUAGUCUUCAUAGGAGAGACAGAUAGCGAUUAUGUACACGGUGUUGUAGCCAACCUGGAGAGAGAAUUUUCUAAAGAAAUCAGUUCUGGCUUGGUGGAAAUAAUAUCACCUCCUGAAAGCUAUUAUCCUGACCUGACAAAUUUAAAGGAGACAUUUGGAGACUCUAAAGAAAGAGUAAGGUGGAGAACAAAGCAAAACCUAGAUUAUUGUUUUCUAAUGAUGUAUGCUCAGGAAAAGGGCAUAUAUUACCUUCAGCUUGAAGAUGAUAUUAUUGUCAAACAGAAUUACUUUAACACUAUAAAAAAUUUUGCACUUCAACUUUCUUCUGAGGAAUGGAUGAUACUCGAGUUCUCCCAGCUGGGCUUCAUUGGUAAAAUGUUUCAAGCGCCAGACCUCACUCUGAUUGUAGAAUUCAUAUUUAUGUUCUAUAAGGAGAAACCCAUUGAUUGGCUCUUGGACCAUAUUCUCUGGGUGAAAGUCUGCAACCCUGAAAAAGAUGCAAAACAUUGUGAUAGACAGAAAGCAAAUCUGCGAAUUCGCUUCAGACCUUCCCUUUUCCAGCAUGUUGGUCUGCAUUCUUCACUAACAGGAAAAAUUCAGAAACUCACGGAUAAAGAUUACAUGAAACCCUUACUUCUUAAAAUCCAUGUAAACCCACCUGCAGAAGUUUCUACUUCUUUGAAGGUCUACCAAGGACAUACACUGGAGAAAACUUAUAUGGGCGAGGAUUUCUUCUGGGCUAUAACCCCGAUAGCUGGAGACUACAUCUUGUUUAAAUUUGAUAAGCCAGUCAAUGUAGAAAGUUAUUUGUUCCAUAGUGGCAACCAAGAACAUCCAGGAGAUAUUCUGCUAAACACAACUGUGGAAGUUUUGCCUUUUAAGAGUGAAGGUUUGGAAAUAAGCAAAGAAACCAAAGACAAACGAUUAGAAGAUGGUUAUUUCAGAAUAGGAAAAUUUGAGAAUGGUGUUGCAGAAGGAAUGGUGGAUCCCAAUCUAAACCCCAUUGCAGCCUUUCGACUUACAGUUAUUCAGAAUUCUGCUGUUUGGGCCAUUCUUAAUGAGAUUCAUAUUAAAAAAGCCACCAACUGAUCAUCUCCUAAGAAACCAGUACACUUUUUUCCUGUGAAUUUGUUAAUUAAAGAUAGUUAAGCAUGUA